UUCUGUGUCCAAUGUCGAAUGCCAUAAAGAAAUAAGUUUCUGUUUAAUUUUUCCUCACGAUUUUUCAUUAAUUUUAUCAAGUUUACCUAUUUUGUUAUCAAAUAUUAUUUAUCAGCCGCUGCGUGUAAAUUGUGCACCUGUGGCAGCAAAUCUGUGUGCCAGUGUGCAAGUCAAGCUAUACAAAGCAAAUACAAAGUGCCGGCUUAGCAUGGAGGAUCUCAAGAAUGUGUCCUUCUCUCCGCUGCCGGACACGACAUACGUGCGUCCAUUCCGAUUCAACUACACGCAGAACGGGCAAAGCAAAUCAUGGGACCUGUUAGAAGUGCACGAUUCGGUUGCGAUCAUCAUCUUCAACGUCGAACGCAAAAAACUCGUCUUCGUUAAACAGUUCCGUCCAGCUGUAUACUUCAACAGUCUGGAGCCGGAGGACCGCGACGUAGAUGUCGUCGACACAGACAAGUACCCGGCAGCACUGGGCGUCACAUUGGAGCUGUGUGCAGGGAUUGUGGACAAAGACAAGCCUCUCGUAGAGAUUGCUCGUGAAGAGGUGCUUGAGGAAUGUGGCUAUCAUGUCAAGUUAUCUGACCUGGAGUUGGUAAAUUCAUACAGAUCAGGAGUUGGUGUGCAGGGGUCUAAACAAACUCUUUACUAUUGUGAAGUCAAUGAUGACAUGAAGCAAUCUGCAGGCGGUGGUGUGGAUGACGAAAUAAUCGAUUUGGUGGAGAUGUCGAUCUCGCAGGUGGAGAAGAUGCUAUUCUCACCUUCCGCGGAGUCAAUAAGGAGCCCGCCCUCUUGCCUCUACGGGCUCAUGUGGUUCCUGCACACCAAGGCGCCCAAGUACCGCAAGUAGGUUGCGACCUCGCACCAAAGAAUAUUUACCCCAUACUUACUUGUGUCGUUUGAGCGGCACUGCGAGGAGUGCAAAGCCACUACGGCCGAUGACGAUGACGAAUAAAACAUAUUUGCGUUGCGUUGAAACGACGUCGCGUCUCUUUUUCCAAAAGUCCCUUUCGCCGUUGCGCAUAAUUAUUGUAGCCACCCUAUUAUCUCGUGAAUGGUUAUAGUUGUAAACAAGUUUGUCGGUUACUCAUGCGGUUAUGUACUCGCGCACAAAGUGGUUGGUUACUCAUAUCAUGUACUUUUACUGCUUUUAUGGUUAUACGUUGGUAUCAUGGCAGUCAUUGUGCGUGAUCCAAACUAACCAAUUUAAAUCAUUUAUCUAAUGCAUUGCAAAAAAACAAUCCCAUUGCGUAUAAGUAUUUUGUAUGUACAAAAUUGCCUCUGUUGAUUAAUAUGUACACAUCUCACUGUAUGUAGGCACCGUGUGCCUAUAUGAGACGAGAUUGAGACAAAUGUAAUAAAUUUAACUGUAUCAACUAAGUAUAAUAAAUAUGUUGUGAAUUAAAAAAGUAGAAUUGUGAAUAUCAACAAAAGGCUGUGAUAAACUUCUAGAACUUUAGUGAAUGAGAAACUACUUCAAUGUCUCUUUAUCGUUAACAUUGAAGAAAUAUAUAGACUGUUACAAUGAAUUACAGAUUAUAAUGGUGUGUUACAUAUUAAGUUGCCACAGAAUUUCCGCGAUCAUACUGAUUAUAAAUAAGAAUGGCUAGUAUGUACAUACAUAAGUAUUUUUGUUUAUUUACGGAUAUAUUUAUAUAGAUGCGUAGUUUAGGACAUGACGUAAUUAUAUUUAGUGUAGAGCGUUUCUACGAUUAAAUCUUAAGGAACUUCAUGCUGGUUUAA
Molecule: messenger RNA, 1743 nt
Organism: Hyposmocoma kahamanoa
Lineage: Eukaryota; Metazoa; Arthropoda; Insecta; Lepidoptera; Cosmopterigidae
Product: uridine diphosphate glucose pyrophosphatase-like
Exons: 5
Coding region: 209-850 (213 amino acids)
Biological process (GO): nucleoside phosphate metabolic process; ribose phosphate metabolic process
Molecular function (GO): metal ion binding; UDP-sugar diphosphatase activity
Source: RefSeq, a predicted model, not a curated record